Molecule: messenger RNA, 1154 nt
Organism: Vicia villosa (hairy vetch)
Lineage: Eukaryota; Viridiplantae; Streptophyta; Magnoliopsida; Fabales; Fabaceae
Product: probable pectinesterase/pectinesterase inhibitor 33
Exons: 3
Coding region: 1-1029 (342 amino acids)
Biological process (GO): cell wall modification
Molecular function (GO): pectinesterase inhibitor activity; pectinesterase activity
Source: RefSeq, a predicted model, not a curated record
AUGGAUUCCUUAUCACAAUGCCUUGGAAUUAACCAUCAAGGACGUUCAAGGAAACACCUGCAUACACAAAAAGAAAACAACCCAGUGCCUUGGAUCCAUAAAGAGCCUUACGGGAAUUUUAGGAAAGUUCAAGAUGCUAUAAAUGCUGCGGGGAGGAGAAGGUUUAAGACGAGAUUUGUUAUUCAUGUGAAGAGAGGUGUUUAUAGAGAGAAUAUUGAAGUUGGGAAGAUGAAUGAUAAUGUUAUGUUGGUUGGUGAUGGGAGUAGGAUUACGGUGAUAACGAGUAAUAGGAAUGUUAAAGCUGGAUUUACUACCUAUAGUUCUGCCACUGCAGGAAUUGAUGGUCUUCACUUCAUUGCACGCGACAUUACAUUUGAAAACACAGCAGGACCUCAUCGAGGUCAAGCAGUCGCGCUACGAUCAGCUUCUGAUCUAUCUGUCUUUUACCGUUGUUCAUUUAAAGGCUACCAAGACACUCUUAUGGUUCACGCGCAACGUCAAUUUUUCAGAGAAUGUUACAUCUAUGGAACUGUCGAUUUUAUUUUUGGUAAUGCAGCAGUAGUGUUUCAAAAUUGCAUCAUUCUUGUAAGAAGACCUCUAAACGGCCAAGCAAACAUGAUCACAGCCCAAGGUCGAGAUGAUCCAUUUCAGAACACUGGAAUUUCAAUUCAUAAUUCUCAAAUUAGAGCUGCGCCAGAUUUCAAACCCGUUGUUGGAAGAUUCAAUACCUUCUUGGGCCGACCUUGGCAAAGAUACUCUAGAGUUGUGGUUAUGAAAUCAUUCAUGGAUAAUUUGAUAAGCCCAAUGGGUUGGUCUCCAUGGGGAGGUACUAAUUUUGCUCAAAGCACUCUAUUUUAUGGAGAGUAUAAUAACAUUGGGCCGGGCUCAUCAACAAGGAAUAGAGUAAGAUGGUCGGGUUAUCAUGUUAUGAAAAGCCCAGCCCAAGCAAUACCAUUCACUGUUAAUAACCUGCUUGCUGGUGCCACGUGGUUACCUUCCACUGGUGUACCAUUCACUUCUGGCCUUUAAUUAAUUGUUGUUCUAAUUAAGGGCAUUGUUUUAAAUUGAUUCAAACUAAGUUAUCAUUUUAUUGUAAUUUGUGUGUACAAAUAACACAUUAUUCUUUUGUACAUUCCAAAAAAAUAAUCAAAUAC